CUAAAACCCAAACGUUCUCCCUCUAAAACCUAAACUUUCUCUCUCUGUAAGUCUCUGUAUACAACAAUAUCGGUAUAAGGAUCCUCAGCAAAACCCUUUCGACUCACUUUGUUAUCUCUACAAUGAUGACUCACUCUUAUGCGACGGACACUCCAAACAAAGCCACCGACCUUGCCACCACCGUUAUCGCCGCCUCAUCACCGCCGCAAAUCAUAGCCGCGUGCGGCGCAAUAGAAUCGUUCCUCCAGAAGCACACACCGGACCAGGCCCGAUGGUUCUUCUCCAUCACUUUCCCAACCCUAAUUUGCAAAAUCUUUGGCUUCGAGGAGUCUUCGCCAGCUCAGAAACCUCACUCCCCUAACGGUUGGAUCGAGAUCGUUUCGCAAUCGAACGAUUCAGAGCUCUCCAGUAGGGUUUUUAGACUACUGUUACCAAAUGGUGUGUUAAUGUCUUCUAUGUCUGCCGUUGAUCGACUCUCACUUGUGAAAUAUGUGUUUCCGAUUGAAAGAUUGCCUGAGUGGGUUCGGAAUAUGCUUCAGAAUGAGCGAGACUACAGCGUUUUGGCCGAUUUGUGUUCGUUGUUUAAAGGUAGGGUCAAGGAGGAUUCUGUUAAGGGUUCUUCAUUUCAGGUGCAAUUGAAUGUGUUUGAGUAUUACAUGUUUUGGUAUGCUUACUACCCAGUUUGUAGAGGGAAUUAUGAGAGUUGUGGUGCAGUAAGGGUUCAGAGAAGUAGAAGGUUUAGAUUGGAGAAUUGGACUCAUUCGAUUCCGGUGUUUUCAAGCGCUAAGCGUGGAACAGAGCGGAAAGUGGAGUGUAAUUUGUAUACACGGCUUCUUUAUGCAUACCUUCAUGCAUUUGUGCCUGCAUGUGAUUUGAAUGCUCAUCCACCGUAUCGUAGUUCACUGUUACAUUAUUCAUCAGGUUAUGAUAGUUUGGUUCUUGAACGAGCAGGGUUUUUUGUUAGUACAUUGAUACACUUCUGGUUAGUUAAUAAUGAUUUCUCGCCAUUGGCCGUGGCUACUUGCAAGUCAUUUGGUGUGACUUUCCCUUUCCGAUCAGUUCUGGGUGAGACCCCACCUACGUCUGGGUUGGGUGAGGUAGUGAACGUGUUUGUGAAGUACCUGAAUUUUAGUAUGGUUACAUUUGCUGAUGGGUCUGAUCAUGUUAAAUAUUCUGAGAGUCCUAGGUGGAGGAUCUCAGGUUCUGUUGAUUUUAUGAAGUCAAAGGAUGCUACAUCAGGAACUUUCGGUGUGCACUCUGUUAGUUCUUGGAACUCUUGGAUUCAGAGGCCAUUGUACAGAUAUGUGUUGAGGGCCUUCUUGUUUUGCCCUGUGCAGACUUCUAUUAAGAAUGCAUCUCAGGUAUUUUCAGUUUGGAUUAACUACAUGGAACCUUGGGCUAUCAGCUUGGAAGAUUUUGUGGAGCUUGCUGCCAAUGAGGGUAUAUCAAGAAAAAAUAUGACAAUGGAGACCUCCCGAUCUCCUUCACGUGGAUAUUCAUCUUCCUGGCAGGGCUUUGUAUUGGCUAACUAUCUGUUCUACAGUUCCUUGGUUAUGCAUUUUGUUGGAUUUGCACACAAGUUUCUCCAUACAGAUGCAGAAGUGAUAGUACAGAUGGUAUCAAAGGUUUGUUUUCUUCCCUUUCCAGAUUACUAUUGUUGUUUGGCUUUGCUUGCACCAUUGAUAGUUUGUGUUGCAUUGUUCAUAUCUAUGCAGAAAUGUGAUCAACAGUUUUUGGACAGUUUUAUAUUGGACAUUUUGUAGGUGUUUUUGAUUCAACUCCCAUUUUGUCGAGGCAAUAAUUUGUAUAUACUUUUUUUUGAGACAACACUGAAAUAGUGUCGAUGGCACUUGAUCUGCCAGAGUUUUGAGAUUUUAAUUAUGGUAAACACAUAAUCCAUCUCCAUUCUUUUUUUUUCACUGCAAUUUCUCAUAUGCUGCAUUCUGCAUGCAUCUAUUAUUAUUUCUUGAGGAAGGAAAUGUACAGUUUUAUGCAAAAACAUUGUGGUAUAGAAGUGAGGAACAAUGGAACUUUGGAAUCAUGGUUCGAAGUCGCAGUAUCGGUCAUCGACUCGGAGGACACUGAUACAUAUUGGUCGCGUCGUCGCGGUACGGUAUCGGCCGAUACGCUCAA
Ilex paraguariensis (yerba mate) is the source of this 2133-nucleotide messenger RNA. The record is from the annotation of a GenBank genome assembly. Lineage: Eukaryota; Viridiplantae; Streptophyta; Magnoliopsida; Aquifoliales; Aquifoliaceae.